This is a messenger RNA of Branchiostoma floridae (Florida lancelet), 2054 nucleotides long. Its product is annotated as histidine N-alpha-methyltransferase-like. Lineage: Eukaryota; Metazoa; Chordata; Leptocardii; Amphioxiformes; Branchiostomatidae. The record is from RefSeq and is a predicted model, not a curated record. The coding region runs from base 346 to 1407 and encodes 353 amino acids. The transcript is spliced from 7 exons. Gene Ontology annotation, molecular function: methyltransferase activity.
AAGUUUAUAAUGUACUGACAUCUCAGGUUUUCAAAAAGAAAUGCACUUGAGGCGGUACUUACCACUUACGCUUCCCAAAACAUUGCCCACGUUUUAGCACGUACACGCCACACACUUGCACGUACGGCGGGUUGUGCCCUUAGCUUUAUGUAGUGUAUUUAUAGUUCAAACUUGGUCCCCUGUAACCAAAUAGUAACCGCUGAAUAUACAGCUGAUGUAACUCUAAAUGAAUACAUCAUAGUAUCAUACAGUCUCUCUUGGCCUCUGUGUUCCGAACAGGAAGGCACUACAAGUAAACUCUCAGGAAAACUGUAGGACCAAGACAAGCACCUGCCAAAAACAACUAUGAUGAAUGACCAUGCCAUUGACGUGGGUGAUGACGUCGUGAGUGAUGACGUCAUGAGACAUGAUGACGUACCCGAUGAGCUGAUGUCGGUAGUGACGAGUCUGACGUCACCGCGCAGAUAUGUGCCGCAGUGGUACGUGUACGAUACACGCGGGUCGGAGCUGUGUGAGCAACUGAUACAGAAAUCGGAGACCUACAAACUCUGGCGGCACGAGUACAGCAUACUUCAGACCUACGCAGACGACAUUGCCGGGAAAGUCUCGUCCCCGGCCGUUCUUGUGGAUCUCGGCAGCGGGGGGUCCUCCAAAACCCGCCUGGUUAUCGAGGCUAUGCUGAAGCGGCACGGGCGCCUCACGUUUGUACCAGUGGACAUGGCGAAGGAGUUUAUCUUGACGUGCGGGCGGCAGCUGGAGACAGACUACCCGGGCCUGACUGUGGAGCCGUACGGCGGGUUGUACAUGGACGGGGUGCGGCAUGUCGCCGCCAGGAAGGAGCCCAAGUUACUGCUGUUCCUGGGCAGCAGCUUCAGUAACGUCUCCAUCCAUGAUCAGGUGCAGAUGCUACAGGACAUCCGGGCUCAGCUAAAUGAGCGGGACAGGUUGGUCCUCGGAAUGGACAUGAACACUGACCGAGAGGCCUUGUCUCAGGCGUACGGGGAACAGUGGGCACCGAUAUGGCGGGACAACCUCAUCUCACGCUUCAAUAAGGAUUUUAACGGAAAUAUGGACGCUGAGAAGUUUGAGUACAGGUGCGAAUUUGUGGAGAACCCUCCGAGCGGAGACACUCCGAGCUACGUGGUGAAAUCUCUGACCAGUUCCGAAAAACAGCGGGUGCGCUUUGAAAAAAUCGGCCUCGACAUUGACUUCGAAGACGGAGAAAAGAUUUAUUUCUACGAGGGGCCGAACACCAGCUGCAAGUGGAACCUGCGACAGCUGCGCCGCCUAGCGGAGAAGAGCGGCUUUGCAGUCGAUGAGCACUGGACCAAUGAUGUGGAGAAUUAUUGCGUCAUCUGCUUGGCGCCAGCAAAUAUCAUUCAUGCUUCAUUUCCUCGAUCUGAGUAGGAUGGAUAACUUUAUGUGUCUGGGACGUCGACAAAAGUUUCUUCGAGGGAUGGGCAUAAAAAUUUGAUAAUAUGUUAGUUAGGCUGUGUUGGCUAGAUUAUAUGAACGACAUCCUCUGAGAACCUCAGAACUGAUGCGAGUGUGCGAAAAAAGAGGCUUUAAGCCUAGAUUCUAUUGAAUAGUUUCAAGUGUGAAUACAAUGUCAACUAAAAUGGUUUAGGGUGAAUCAUUUUUUGUGUUAGAGAAUUUUGUAUUUUGGAUGUGUAACUGAUUAACCACGUUAAAUUUGUAAAGAAUAAAUUCAACUAAGUGCUUUAAAUUUGGUAAAAGUUGACAGUCAGUUUGCAAAACAGCCGGUAAUGGCGAAACUGGUUGAGAAAUUCCUGUUUGUUGAACGUUUUGUGCCAAUCUGUACGACGCCAGCACAAAUGUUGAUUGCAUAAAAUUCAUUCAGCACCAAGGACAGGACAACCUUUCUCAGUAGUGUCAUUAGUAAACACUGGUCCCACGCCUGGGGAGCGAGGCUAGCUGUUGAUGCCCCGUAUAUCAACUCUGUUGCUGGAGUAGGUUUUCUUUUCAAUUCAAGAGCACGUGAAUAAACAGGAUCCCUGUCAAUUGUGUGUGUAAUGCCCCGUAUAUCAACUCUG